Messenger RNA from Sciurus carolinensis (gray squirrel), 1719 nucleotides. RefSeq names its product C1D nuclear receptor corepressor (gene C1d). Gene Ontology annotation, cellular component: nucleolus; exosome (RNase complex). The coding region runs from base 110 to 535 and encodes 141 amino acids. The transcript has 5 exons. Gene Ontology annotation, molecular function: RNA binding; DNA binding. Gene Ontology annotation, biological process: regulation of gene expression; maturation of 5.8S rRNA. Lineage: Eukaryota; Metazoa; Chordata; Mammalia; Rodentia; Sciuridae. The record is from RefSeq and is a predicted model, not a curated record.
CAUCGGAGAGCGACGCUCGUCUGGCAGGCAGAGCCGGCGCGUCAUUAACGUCAUCAUCGCCCGACCGCUUUCAGAGAGACAGGAGUGGAAGGCUCCCGAGUUGGUCAUAAUGGCAGGUGAAGAAAUUAAUGAAGACUAUCCAGUAGAAAUUCAUGAGUAUUUGUCAGCGUUUGAGAAUUCCAUUGGUGCUGUGGAUGAGAUGCUGAAGACCAUGAUGUCUGUUUCUAGAAAUGAGUUGUUGCAGAAGUUGGACCCGCUUGAACAAGCAAAAGUGGAUUUAGUUUCUGCGUACACAUUAAAUUCAAUGUUUUGGGUUUAUUUGGCAACUCAAGGAGUGAAUCCUAAGGAACAUCCAGUAAAGCAGGAAUUGGAAAGAAUCAGAGUGUACAUGAACAGAGUCAAGGAAAUAACAGACAAGAAAAAGGCCGGAAAGCUGGACAGAGGUGCAGCUUCAAGAUUUGUAAAAAAUGCCCUCUGGGAACCAAAACCUAAAAACGCAUCAAGAGUUGCCAAUAAAGGAAAAAAUAAAAAUUAACCUUUUGGUUUUGAUGUAUACAUAUUCAACAAGUACAUCAUAUUUAUUGUUUUACAAAAUACAUGAUUAUGUGGCAAUGCAAGAUUUGAAUGUAUUCCUUUUAAAAUUCACAUAUAAAUUUAUCCUUUAAAUUUGUAAUGCUAAAUACUUGUCUUUAUUGAUUUUCCUGUAGAGCACCAUGAAGUUUUUAACAUUGUGAUAUAUAUUUUAUAUUUAUAGUUUACCAUCUCUUUUGAUGAGAUACUUCUUCCCUUAUGUUGCUCAAUCUUGAAAGUAUCCCUUUAUAAGCAACUGUGAAAUUUAAGUUAAAUGUUCUUUGUAAACAUUUGUACUAUUUUAAAUGAAUAAUGAUCUUAUGAAGUAUGUUAUCUGUAGCUGAAGUUGUAAGUACAUCUGUUUUCAUUAUGUGAUAUUAAGAAAGAAUGAAAUGACUUAAAGGUCCACUUUUUUGUGUGUAGUUAAUUCAUCAUGUUUUCAUGAUUUUAGGAAUUAUUGCUUUUUUGAUAUUCAAAGAGUGAAAUUAAAACUAAGAUUGUACUUUAAUUCUUGGCUUGUUGCCUCUGUGUCCCAUUUAAAAUAAAAUAUAUUCUAAUUAACUUUAGGUGGAAAAUAAGGUUGUAUGUUGAUGGCUGAAUUUUGGCCUGAUGGCUGUAUAAUAAAGGCUGUCGACGUGUAGUCGACCUGGUUAUUCUUCUCAUUUGAGUAAAUGUGCCUUCCAAAUUAGGAAGAUAAGUUUUAGAAGUCAUGUUGAAUAGAAAAAUUCAUGAGUUUUUGUUCUUCGGUUCUCCUGGUCUCAUUUUUUCAGAUUAUUUGAUUACAUGUGGUUGAGGUUCCAUCAAGCACAUAUAAGUGUUUUUGGAACAGCUUUCUUUGUUAUAUAAUGCCACUUAAGCAGAGGAGAAAUCCAAAGGAGAUUACACUAUGUUCAUGUUCUGAUUUAUUUUUCUGGUAUAUUUGUUUCAGAGAAUUCUACAUAUUAAACCUUUUUUUAAUGUCUAUGCCCAUGAAUUUUAAUUAUAUGCCCUUAAUGCUUUCAUUCUUUGAAUCCACAUCAUUAUGUGCAGGAUUGCCAAGUACAGUAAAGUACUUUAAUUUUUGAAAAAAGGAGUUGUUAAAAUUUUCUGUGUGAUUAAUUCUCUAUAAGUAACCUUGAAUAAAUGGAUUUCUUGAUUUAUGGUAGCAGA